Penicillium manginii is the source of this 375-nucleotide messenger RNA. RefSeq lists its product as uncharacterized. Lineage: Eukaryota; Fungi; Ascomycota; Eurotiomycetes; Eurotiales; Aspergillaceae. The coding region runs from base 1 to 375 and encodes 124 amino acids. The record is from RefSeq and is a predicted model, not a curated record. The transcript is spliced from 2 exons.
AUGCAAAAUCAAUCAGUUACUACAGAGUAUAUAACCACUUCAUGGGCUGUGGUCAAAGGCUUUUUCUCUCGUGAGCAGAGACUAUUGGAGCAUAUCGCGCAGAUCGAGAAAUCUUUGCACCAAGCAGGAUGGCAAAACCAACAGGAAAGACUUGGAUAUACAAAUCUGCUCUCGCAAUACAAUGAGCUUUACGAAGGAUAUCAGAAGAUUCUUGGCUCGUAUGAGUCUCUUCUAAAGACAAUUGGGGACAAGACGAGUGAUACACCUCCACCAUCUGCAUACGAAGAACUGCGGGUUAUAUUCGAGAAGCCAGAUCAUACUGAUAGUGUGGAUGAUCUUGAUGAGGAUGUGAAGCAUGAGGUCAACAGUGUUUGA